Messenger RNA from Adineta steineri, 465 nucleotides. Lineage: Eukaryota; Metazoa; Rotifera; Eurotatoria; Adinetida; Adinetidae. The record is from the annotation of a GenBank genome assembly.
AUGUCAGGUUUGUCAUUGUGGUAUACACGUAAUACGUCGAGUGGUACUAGCUAUUGUAAUAAUGGUUGGAUUGGUAUGAAUUCGAACAAACAAGCAGAUAUACAGAAGGAGAACGAGUUCAAUUUUAAACCUGGUCAAAUAGCAUUCCAUCCAGGUAUUACAAACUCUCAUAGUUGUAUUCGUUUCACAGUCCCAUCUGCUGGUUUCUACGAUGUGCAAGGUGUAUUCUUUUCAUCAGGACCUGCUACUAAUCUAAAUGGAGAUGCAACCACAGAUGUACAUUUGUCCAUCAAUAAUGUUGAGCUUCGAUCGUUGUGGAUCAAUCAAAACACAGGCAUACUAGUCUUCCCUCAGAUUUAUUUGAAUAUGGGCGACUAUGUUCAGUUUGAGAUUGGUUGGGGAAAGAACAAUAAUUAUAAUUAUGAUUCAACUGCUGCGAACAUCACUAUUACAGGCUAUUAUUAA